CACAUGCGGGUUAAAAAACAUUGUGAGCGCACCUUAAAUUCGCUCCAGCGAUCCAAAUCCGGUUUUUUGUUUUUGAGAAAAUAAACUCCGUAUAUAAAACGGUGGUGAGAACAGAGAACUUUUCUUCGUGAUUAUUAGUGCAAGCAAGAUGGUACUCGGUCGUGUGCACUGCGCCUUUUGUGUUAUACUUGUGUUCCAAACUUUAUUGUAUUGUGAUGGUCAGUUCGCGCAAAAGAAUUAUGAGACGAGAGGCAAACGAGCAAACGAGUCACCUGAUGGUAAGCGAUCAGCGCCGCCCAUGGACACCCGCAACAUCAGAAGAGGAGACACAGUAUCCCCACUGCCGUUCCCGACAUGCAGAGCGGACAACGUCGACUGUCUCCGCCGAAGUCUCAGGACCUUCUUCUUUUUAAUGGACGCUGGCCACUUCGGCAUGCAGCCAGUCGACCCCGUAAUAGUCAACAGUGUGACCGUAUCCUUACCCGAAGAACAAACGACAUUUUCACUAAGAAGGGUCAACGUAACGGGUGCCAGGUGGACCAAACUCGUCGAAAGGAGGUUUGGUUUAGAAAAUGGUAAAGCUGGUGUGGUAUUUCUUACCGAUCUACAUUUGACCGGUCAGUUAAGUAUGGAAGUGGCUGGAAGGCCGGAACCCCACAACGCUUUCCUAACUAUGGAUAUACAGGGUGCAGAAAGCAACAUUACUUAUCUGGGCAACAUACAGCGAGGCCGCGAUAAUGAGGAUUACAUUGUAAUCGGUCCCGAGAGGAUAGCCAUCAGGAACAGGCGAAUUCCUUCGUAUUUUUUACAACCAAAUUCUGAAGAUGCAUACACCAUUGAUGAAGCAUUACAGAAAAAGCCUUCAAUACUGGAUCACAUUUCAAACGAAAUCACAGCAGCCAUAAUGCACUCUGUAGUUGAUAAUUUUAGAUUAUUCUCUAUGAAUGUACCCAUUAGGUAUUACUAUAAGUAUUACAAUGAGAAAUAAUUCACAUAACUAGCUAACUCAGUGGAAAAUCUGUAAUUUCAAUGAAUUAAAACAGCAGAAUUAAACUGAAUAAGAUAUUUAUUAAAAUUGAUAAAAACAGGCACA
Spodoptera frugiperda (fall armyworm) is the source of this 1093-nucleotide messenger RNA. RefSeq lists its product as uncharacterized. The transcript is spliced from 6 exons. The record is from RefSeq and is a predicted model, not a curated record. NCBI's taxonomy places the organism in Eukaryota, Metazoa, Arthropoda, Insecta, Lepidoptera, Noctuidae. Bases 149 to 988 code for a protein of 279 amino acids.